This is a messenger RNA of Boleophthalmus pectinirostris (great blue-spotted mudskipper), 7716 nucleotides long. It is a transcript of the gene rif1, whose product is annotated as replication timing regulatory factor 1. Gene Ontology annotation, cellular component: nucleus. Gene Ontology annotation, biological process: telomere maintenance. Lineage: Eukaryota; Metazoa; Chordata; Actinopteri; Gobiiformes; Gobiidae. The record is from RefSeq and is a predicted model, not a curated record.
AUGAGGCUCGUGAGGAGCAUGAGACUUCGCUGUCAAGCUGUCAUUGCGGCAAAUGACUAGCAACACAGCGGUGGAUGUUGCGUCGCAUGUAGUGUUCCCAAAACAGCUCCUGGUUUGUGGAGAGUAGUCAUAAUGAUGGCGACAGCGGUCCCGCCAGGUAACUCCAGUUUCCUGCCUCUGCUUGAGUCUCUGGAGGACAACACUGCGGGACAGUCUAGUCAGACCGAUGCUUACCUCACCAUUGCCAAUCGAUUGAGUGGAGAAGAAGGGCGCCAGUUUCUGCCUGCAGUUGAAAAGCACUUUUCCCGUUUGGGUAAAAUUAUUUUGGCUCAUAUAAGUAGUACGAAUGUGGAGUUAAGCCAAGCUGCCCUUCAAGCUUUGGGCUUCUGUGUCUAUCAUUCAAAUGUCGUCUCAGGAGCGUCAGAAACCUUAGCAGAAGAAAUACUAUCAGCACUUUGCUCAUUGGUGGUGAAGUCAACAGAUAAGAAUACAUGUACCAGAGCAUUAUGGGUGAUCUCCAAGCAGAACUUUCCUUCAAAAAUAUUAGCAGCAAAAGUACCUUCAGUGUUAAGUGCAUUGGAAAGUGUGUGGAACAGAGAGGACAUCCAGUCUGUUGUAAUGGAACAUGAAGCCCUAAAUGUUGUGAUCAGGAUGUUGGAGCAGGUACCCACACAGAUGGGAGAAGGGGCAGUGCGGUGGGCCAAACUGAUUAUCCCUCUGGUGGUGCACUCUGCCUCUAAAGUGCGCCUCAGGGCAGCAGCUGCACUGGAGAUGGGCAUGCCUCUACUACUAGAGAAACAGACACAAGUGGCUGCUAUCAUUGAACCACUGAUGUCCACUAAAUUGAUCCCAGAGCUGCAGAAGCUUUUCAUGACCAAGAAUGAAACUAAUGUUCUAAAGCUUUGGCCUUUAUUUGUAAGAUUACUUGGAAAGCUUUUACAUAAAGGAGGUCCAUUUAUAAACUCAUUGCUACAUUUGGAGGAGCUUGGUUUCCGUAGUUCAUCUCCAACAAUUAAAAAAAUAGCUUUUCUUGCCUGGAAGAGUUUGAUAGACAACUUUGCACUUAAUCCAGAUAUUCUGUGCAGCUCUAAGCGUAUGAAGCUGCUGAUGCAGCCUCUCUCGUCCAUCAAUGUCAGGACAGAGCCUCUGCUGCUUACUAAAGUGGAAGUCUGGUGGUACCUGGUUGUUCAACUUGGUCCAAACUUGGCUCCUAACUUUGAUGUGGUUUCAGUUCCUCUGCUCCAAAGCACAAUUGGCUGUGAAUUCGUCACAGUUCCUGGAACUCCAUCUAGAGGUGGAAUUCCAAAUGGAGGACAUGCACCUGGCACUCCCAAGAAUGGUGCCAUGGUGCUGAACACCUCACUGGGAACUCCACGGAUAAACCUGAACUCCAGCGUCAGCGCUCCAUUUACCUUCCCCGCCAUCCAGCUCCUGGGUCUGGAGAUGCUCCUGCACUAUUUGAUGGGCCCUGAGGUUGUAGCUGCUGCAGCAAAGAACAAUCUUAACCUCAGCCUUGAGCCCCUAAGGCACCCCUUUCUGUCUGGCACAUCUUCUUUUACUAAACAUGCUACUGUGCUCAUCACGUGUGUCACAGAUGGAGUUAUUGGGAUUGGCAAAGAUGCACCUGAGCCUCUUCUUACACUCAUAUGGGCAAGUCUUGUUCGGUUUGUUAACUUCUCCAUUGAAUCGGUUGGCUCUAAAAAAGAUCGUCAGGGUUGUGAAGUGCUAACCCUCACUCUUCAGGCACUUCACAGUAUUGUCAUGUCUGAAGCUCUACCUGCUAGAAGAGUGUUGUUUUUGCUUGAGGCUACUGUAAAAGGCAUUCCUCCAAGAGUACUGGGCUCUGCUUCAUAUCAAGUGGGAAAAAUGGAUGUUUUAAAUGGGACACCAGCUCUUUUUCUUAUUCAACUCCUCUUUGACAGCAGCAUGUUGUCUGCCUAUGUUGAAGAUGAGAGAUUUGUCCCGUGCCUUCAAACUCUGGUGAACUGUGGUCUUUCGGGGCCUACCUCCCCUCUGGCUUUUGGAGAGGCAGUGUUAAGUGCCAUCAAACGUAGCUCAGGUACUGUUCAAAACAAAGAGCAGCUAUGGAAGAUGUGGAGCGUUGUUGUCAGCUCACUAACUGACACUGUCACACAGUCUAAUGAGGUCAACCAAGGUGAUGCUUUGGAACACAAUUUCAGUGCCAUGUACUCUGCUCUGAUGUUUCCAAUUACUCACCUCCUAGAUGGCUCAUCCCUCCAACAGGCAUCACAAAAGUCAAUGUUGUCCAUAUGGUCCAAGCUGUACAAGGUUUUUGCUCGCUGCUCUGCACUGGUGAUCACUGCUGAGGAAAACAUUUGCUGUGAGGAGCUCUGUACCAAAAUGGCUGCUGCAUUGGACAAGGACACUCUUAUGGUUCCACCAACAUUAAAUGUGGUUUCGAAUAUUCUCCAAGUGAUUAUUGAGAGUGUGGACUUCACGCCCUACACACCACAUUUUCAGCAGAAGGUUAAAUCUCCUCACACUCCAGUGAACUGGAUGAAAAAGAGGAACAAAGUUUUGGGGAACCUGUCCACAUUCCAGUCUCUGGUGGUUCAGUGUCUAAACGUGUUUUUGGAUGAAUGUAGCGCCUUGUCUGAGGCCACAGGCACCGUGCUGGUGUCCAUCCUGUCCACUCUUUUCUCUAACCUGGUCCUGGCCAAUGCAGUGCAAGAGCUGCUCAUCACUGUGGUACAGCCCCUCACACAGCUCUACAGACAGACAGCCACUGAACCAGCCAAGUUCACCUCACAGUUUGUGGCUAAAUUGGAGAAGCUCCUCUCUGAGGCCCUGAGCUGCCUGCAGUCCCGCUCUACUCUGGCAUUUAACUCUGAGCUGCUGGAACAACUGUGUCCUCUGCUGUGUGUCCUUUUCUCUCACAAAAACAAGCACCUCAGAACCACUGUCGCACAGUUCUGGAACGCUUCUUUUGCAAACUCGGUCAGCCUCAUUUACCCGGAGGAGCUCAGACCUGUUCUGAGCCAGGUGAAGCAAAAAACACCUAUCAUCCUUCCUGGUUUUGAAGUGGUCAGUGUACCUGAUGAACUCGGUGGGCAGGAUUCAUCUGAAUGCUCUCAACUAGAAACAAAGCUCAGUGGUAUUCCCAUUUCCUCUGUGGGAAAGAGGGAUUCGCUUUUGGGCAAGAGACCUGAGGCAAAGGAUCGAACCUCCAGCAAAACAUUAAAACUAGUUUCAACAAAACUAGACUUUGGCUCUCCUAAACCUCCUCGCCGAAAUGUCCUGGAGGAAGAGGCGUCUGUAGACUUUGUGUUCAUCCCUCCAGAGACAAAGGAGCGAGUUUUGACUGAGCAUCAGAAGGAAGUGAAACGAACAAAAAGGGUGGACAUUCCUGCCAUGUACAACAACCUUGAUGCAUCUCUGGACACCACAGUUUUCACACAGUACACACAGAGCCAGGAAGAUUCAGUGGAAAUAUUGCCAUUGGAGCAAAAGGGUGAAAUUACCAGAGAAGUGGAGACUUCUGUGAAGGCUUCUACAACUGAGCCAACGAAUGGAGCUGGUGAAACUGAAGUUGUGGCAAUGGAGACCCAAGACUUUUCCAGUCCAAAAUCCGAAGUGCAGAAGUCAUGUGAGGAUGACCAGCAGGAUGAGGUUGUCCCCGAGUCCACAGAUGUGUCUAUGGAAGAGGCAGCCCAGAAUGAGGAAACAAUUAAAGAAACUAACUCACAAGCUAAUGACAGCCCAAAUAUGUCUUCAGAUUUGUUGUUGGGUACACCACAGAAAAGCAGGCGCCAACCCUUCAUCACGCUGGAGAAAUAUGCAGAUGGCAAAUCCUCCAGCCCCAGCACUGGAUUCAUAGGGCUGUUGGUUAAAACAUCAAAUAGUCAAAAGAUUUCUCCCUCUGCUCCUUGCACAGUGGACAGUUCAAACACACAGAACUUGCAAAGAGAAAAGGCAAAGACCUCAGUUGAUGGUACACCAGAAUCUCCUCGUCUGCCCAAAGAUGGCAGAGAAAUUAAAGGAGUGAAACUGACUGACCGACUUCCAAGUGACAACACUGAGGAUGAGGACAUGAUCCCAGACACACAAACUGAAACAGAGACUGAAGAAAAAUCCAAUUCUCAGGAAAGUCAGUCCUCAAAACAAGAGGAAGAAUCAGAUGCUGACUCUCGGUCAUCUCAGGGAGAGCCAAGACGAUCUGGCCGACAGAGGGUUCGACCGCUGCUGCCCGGAGAAGAUCCUGAAGAGCGAGAUCAGAAAUUUGCACAUCUCAAAAGAAAGCGCUCUGCUGAGGGUGUUAAAGCAGAUUCUCAAAAGUCUAGUUCUGUCAAAGUUAAACAUAACACAAGAAGCAAAUCUGUGGAAGUAGAUGAUACCAAAGAGAGGCUGAGAACAAGAACUCAAAGGGAAAAGGAGUUGAGUCAAACUGGCUCAGGGAAAAAGAAGGUGAAACUCUUCAGUGGUUCCCAGGACUUCACGGAUAAACCUGAAAGAAGAAAAAGUUUGAGAGAGUCUAGCCAAAGUGACUUGGAGUCACAGUCUGAAAAUGAAAGCCAGUCAUUGGGAAAACCUCUGCGCAAAAGCAAAUUAACACCUAGAGACGUAGAGAUGGAUGAUAAAGUGAAGGAAAAAAAUGAAACUGCAACAGUUGAACAAAGUACAGAUAAGGCUGAAUACCAGUUGGAGAGAGUAAAUGACAGCAACCCCAAGUUAUCACCAAGCUCACAGGCUGUUGUUGUAAUGAAAAAAAUAGAUGACAAUUUACAACCAAGCCCCAAUUCCACACCAGACUGCAUAUCAGAUGACAAAGUUGAGCUUGAAAAAGAGGUUGAAAAAUCUCAGUUUGACUGUACGCAAGUUGAAGAUGCCAAUGUUCUCAAUGAAGCAUUCACUGUCUGUCAACCACAAAUCAAUAAUCAAAAUAACAGUACCACAAAUGAGCCUCAAGAUGCAGAAACAGAGAUGCAAAUGACUGAAGAGCUUAAUCAAGAAGACUACCAGUCAGUUUCUUCUCACAGCCAAUCUCGCCGCAGCUCCAGAAAGAGCAAGUCUUUAUCUGACCCUGCUGAAAUAAAAACUCCUGAGGACCAAAGUAAACCCUCAAAUUCCAGUUCACACGGGAACACCAAGACCAAUGUCAGGACCAGGAGGAGCAUGGUGCAGGAAGAUCACACGAAAUCUAAUGGUCCUACACCAGAGAAUACACACUCCCAAGACGGUUCACAGUCAGUGGAAUCUGAGUCUUCCCAGGGCAUGAGCAGGCGGUCCACACGGAGUAACUCUGCACUGCCAGAGCUGAAAGAGUCUCAAACUUUUCCAGUGGUUAAAAGGAAAGGCAAGGGCUCUAAAAUCCUCUAUGGACUUAGUCCUCUAACAUUUGUAUCUGAUGAUAAAAGUAAAGAUGAUGAUUCAAAAGCCAGUCCGGACGUAUCUCAGACAGAAAACUGUAAAAGUUUUUCAAUGGGAAAUUCAGAAGAUACUGGGGAAAAUCAGGAAACUGAAAUUCCAAAGGAAAAUACUGACGAACCAAAAGUGAAAGAUGUGGAAAUGAAGGUAGAAAACUGUUCGGGUAGUGAAAACCCUUUGCCUGGCAAGACUGAGGAACAGCAAAUGCACUCUGAAGAUGAAACUGUAGAAUCUCCACAGCAAUGUAACAGUCUUGGUAUGGCUGAAAAUACUGCAUCAUCAGAGAUGGAGGAACAGCCUGAGAAGAAAACUGAACUCUCCACUGGGGAAGAGCAACCUCCUUCACCUAAAAAGGAGGAUAUCUGUGAGGCUUUGGAGACCCCUGAGGUUGCUGUGGAGGCUGUAGAUGUGACUGAAGAAAGGCAAACACAUUUAAAUGAAAACCGUGGUGAUUCCGAAGCUGAGAUAGAAAAAGACAAUGAGACUGGUGCUGAACCUUUGGAGGCACCCUCUGACCCCACUGCAGAUGAGCUGUCAAAGGAGGAGGAGACAAAAACAACAGAAGGGUCACAAGACCAACCCGUGGAGGUCAGUGAAGGCGCUACACCCAUUCAGGACAACUAUGAAGACAAAGCUCAGGUCAUGGAGAGUGAGGAAAAGACUGAGGACCAUGUGGUAGAACAGUCUGAGGUACUUAAAAUAACAGGGACAACAGAUGUUGCUGGAGAGGUUCCCUCUGUAACUACAGCUGACAAUGGGCUCCCAGCCUCCCCACUGAAGCAGAGGGACCUGGAGGCAAUCACAGGGCCAGAGGCGGGACAGAGCCCGAACAGUCGGACCAAAGGGACAUGGUCUCCCACAGCGUCGCCAUCCACCAGUAUUCUCAAAAAGGCCCAGAAGAGGGCACUAGAGGCAGAAACUCCCUCACCCCUGGUCAAGUCACGAAGAGUGUCAUUUGCUGAUCCAAUCCAGCAUCAGGAACUGGCUGAUGAUAUUGACCGGCGUAGCCCUGCUCUCAGAACAAGCUCCCCAAGACGAACCAAGAUGGGUGUCGGCAGCAUCCCCCAGCCUAAAUUUGUCACAACACCUACAAAAGGAUUAAUCACUUUGAGUCCCAGAAAUCUGAAUAGUCCUGGCUAUAAAAGCUCCAAGAAAUGCCUGAUUUCUGAAAUGGGUCAAGAACCUCGUCCUGUAUCUAAAGACUGUAUCUACCCUGCUCUGGUGGGCUGCACUGCUCCUGUGGAGGCGGUGCUUCCGCAGAUAGCCUCGACCAUGUGGUCUCGUGGUUUUGGACAAAUUGUUAGAGCAAGAAAUAUCAAAACCGUUGGUGACCUCAGCGCUCUUACGCCCACUGAAGUUAAGGUUCUGCCAAUUCGCUCACCAAAAAUUUCCAAUGUGAAGAAGGCUCUGAAAAUCUACGAACAGCAGCGCAAAGGCAGAGGUGGGGACGAGUUGAAGAGUUUUGAUGAGACUGAGCUGAUGACCUCUGAAGUAGAGGAGGCCAGCACUGCUCAAAACCAGGUUGAGGACCAAAAAACUCCACACACAUUAGCCACAGAACUGGUGUUUGAUGCCAUCUCUGCUGAGGAGAAGAUGGAGCAGGACUGUUCCGUACCCAUCCACCCCCCCUCUGGCCCUCAGACCUCGGAAGACCUGGUCCCAAGGCCAUGCCUUGUGUCUGAGUUUGAGCUCCUCCACAGACGGACCACCCCUGAGGCUCUGACCCACUGUACCCCUCAGCAACUCCUCCUCAUGCACCAGCAGCUCGCAGACAUGAUGAAGACUGUGGUGUUGGAGAUGCACUCAAAGCUUUCCAAAAGCAACCAAUCACAAUAAGACUGUCUCUGAAAGACUGUUAUUCAAACAAUCACUGCACGGAGUUGUGUCACCAAGCACAAGCUAGACUUCAGAAUCUGUUCCUUCAUUUUUUAUUUUCAACCUAUUAAGAACUACUUGUCUAAUUUGUCAGUUUAAACAUUUUUAAAGAUAAUAUUGAAAUUUUAUUUGGCUAAAAAGAUGAAUAAAUAUUUUUUUAGAAUGAAAACACAGCACAAAUAGCUGUGCUUCAGCUAGUUUUAGAAGACAAAUUACAAAUGACUCAAUAAUUGUUAAAACCUACUAAUGUACAUAAUGCCUUCACCCACUCCAUGUGCCUGUUGUUCACAUGUCAGCUGUCAAUAUGAAUGUAAAUAGUAGUUAUUUUCCUGUAAACUCUUGAAUGUCCUUACUCCAUUUUAUUGUCAUAGUUGUAGGCAUGCCUCACUUCAGUAUUUUAAACUUUUAAAUAUUUCAAUAAAAGACAAGGUAAAUUACUUGGACUGCGAAAACUAA